AGUAGCGCGUUCCACCAUCGGGAAACCACGGAUGAGCAUAGCUUGCUGUGAGUGCGGACAUUCGGACAGACGGCAUUCAUUGGAGAAGCACAGCGGUUGGGUGGUGGCAUAUGCCUUUAAGAGAGCAGGAUGAGGCUUAACAUUCAAGCUACAUUGCCAAGGAGAGCUUAGGUAACAAUAGAUACUACUAGGAUGUAGGAUGGAGAAGGAUGUAAAGAAGGGAGGAAAGGAAAUUCAUGGAGGUUUGGAAAAUCACUGCAAACCAAAAAAUAACUCACAAGUGUCUCACAGCAUCUGUCUCCUGACUCCUUACAGAUAAUUGGUUUUGUAUUGUCAGAUUGUAUGUAAUGUUCUAGCUGUGAAAAGAAAAGGAAACACGUACGUUUUCAGAUUUGUUCACCAAUGGCAGAUGUCAUAUUCAUAUAUCUGAUCUAACCAUCCUGACUAAGGUUGUCGAAUUCAUUUAUUUUAAUGUGUUUUAGACUUUAUCAUGAUGUCUGAACAUUAUGAUGUUAAGAGAGGGAAUGGUCAUGCAGGCCACUAAUUAUGUAUUUAUUAUUCAGCAAUGCAGGUUUCUUUCAAUUAAUGGCACAUCUCCACUGCAGAAGUUCAUUUGGGUGGGGUUUUCUUCUUGAUGUUUGCCAGGUGAAGUGAAGGCAGCUGCUGCGAUUAAGAACCAUCCUCCCUGCGUCUGGUGCGGUUCAGUACGGUUCUCUGUUCCGGUUCCUUUGCCCAGACACUCUCCCACAUGGCUUCGUCGCUGCUGAGCCGUCAACUGGCCUUGUCCCUGCAACAAAAUCUGCGCCUCAGUGCACCAGGCUGCAGAUAUGUCAGCAAAACAGCCGCAAAGUCAGUGGUGGACUUUGAGUACGAUGCUCCCUCAAUGAAGACUGAAGUCCCAGGGCCAAGGUCCAAGGAACUGCUGAAACAGCUGGGAGAGAUUCAGAAUGUUGGGGCGGUCCACUUUUUCUGCAACUAUGAUGAGAGCCGCGGGAACUACCUGGUGGACGUGGACGGGAACCGCAUGCUGGACGUCUACACCCAGAUCUCCUCCAUCCCCAUUGGUUACAAUCAUCCUGCUCUCAUGAAAGUCAUGGCUAACCCACACAAUUUGAGUUCAUUUAUCAACCGGCCAGCUCUUGGUAUCCUGCCACCUGAGAACUUUGCAGAGAAACUGAAUGAGAGUCUUCUGUCCGUUGCUCCCAGUGGUAUGUCCCGUGUGCAGACGAUGGCGUGUGGCUCCUGCUCCAAUGAGAAUGCCUACAAGGCCAUGUUCAUCUGGUACAGGAACAAAGAGAGAGGACACAACAUCCCAUCUGAUGAGGAGGUGACGUCCUGCAUGGUCAAUCAGAGCCCAGGCUGUCCAGAUUUGAGUAUCCUCUCCUUUAUGGGAGGAUUUCAUGGGAGAACUCUGGGUUGCCUUGCUACCACACACUCCAAAGCCAUUCACAAGCUGGACAUUCCGUCCUUCGACUGGCCCAUUGCACCCUUCCCGAAACUGAAAUACCCGCUGGAUGAGUUUGUCCGGGAGAACGCCCAGGAGGAAGCUCGCUGUUUGGAGGAGGUGGAGGACCUGAUUGAGAAGUGGAAAAAGAAGGGUAAGCCAGUGGCUGGCAUUGUGAUCGAGCCCAUCCAGGCGGAGGGGGGGGACAACCACGCCUCUGCCGACUUCUUUAUCAAGCUGAGGAACAUUGCGACCAAGCAUGGCGCUGCCUUUCAUGUGGAUGAGGUUCAGACAGGCGGUGGAGCCACGGGGAAGUUUUGGGCCCACGAGCACUGGGGCAUGGACGACCCUGCUGAAAUUGUCUCCUUCAGCAAGAAGAUGCUCACGGGAGGCUACUACCACAAAGACGAACUGCAGGCCGACAAGGCCUACAGAAUCUUCAACACGUGGAUGGGAGACCCUUCCAAGAACCUGUUCCUGGCUGAGGUUCUCAAUGUGAUCCAGCGGGAGAGCCUCCUGGAGGAGGUGACGCGCUCGGGGAAGACCCUGCUCCAGGGACUCUAUGCACUGCAGGCCCAGUACCCUCACCUCUUGAGCAGUGCUCGUGGUCAGGGCACCUUCUGUGCCAUCGACAUCCGAGAUGACCCUACUCGCAACAGCUUGAUCAUGAAAGCCAGGAACAAGGGUGUUCUUCUCGGUGGCUGCGGUGAGCGGUCGAUCCGUUUCCGCCCGGCGCUAGUCUUCAAGGAGUACCACGUGCACCAGUUCCUCAACAUCUUUAACGACGUGUUGCAGGAUUACAAAUAAGCAUGUUUGGCCUCGGGGGG
Molecule: messenger RNA, 2271 nt
Organism: Alosa alosa (allis shad)
Lineage: Eukaryota; Metazoa; Chordata; Actinopteri; Clupeiformes; Clupeidae
Gene: abat
Product: 4-aminobutyrate aminotransferase
Exons: 17
Coding region: 749-2251 (500 amino acids)
Biological process (GO): GABA catabolic process
Cellular component (GO): mitochondrion
Molecular function (GO): pyridoxal phosphate binding
Source: RefSeq, a predicted model, not a curated record